GCAGUUCGCUCGGACUCCCAAACAGUGUCAACUUUCGCGUGUGUGUGCGUACGGUGUUGUGGCUCCGUGUCUCGUGCGGUCCCGUGUCCGGAGUGUUGUGCGUCGAGUGGGCCGCCCAAAAGACCCGCCCCGUUUGGAUUACGUCGGAUGGCAGCGGCGAGGGACGGCACCAACUCUUACGGAUUACCCGCUGGAAUGCGAUCGGCGGCGGCUACGUGAGGCGGGAUCAUGGUCCUGCUGCCCGAGGGCGGCCAGCUGAGCGUGGCCGAGCUGCGCGACGUGGCUGCCCGCCAGCAGCAGCAGAUCGAGGCCCAGCAGCAGCUGCUCGUGGCCAAGGAGCAGCGGCUCAAGUUCCUCAAGCAGCAGCACCAGCGGCAGCUCCAGCAGGGACAACAGCAAGGCCAUGAGCCCGAGCAGAGGCUACGCGCCCUGCGUGACCGCGUCCAGAUGCAAGAACUCAAGCUGCGCAGGCUCAGGCAGCUCAGGGGCCAGGUGGACCAGCAGCACGCCAACAACGCCAACCUCAGUGCGGAGCUGGACUCGAUCCGGGCCUUGUUCAGCGAAAAAGAGAAGGAGUUGUCCGUGGCCGUGGCCAAGGUGGAGGAGCUCACUCGGCAGCUGGAGGACGUGCGCCGCUCCAACCACUUGCAGGGCAGCCGCGCACUGGUCUCCCCGACCAAUGCCGCCCACGAGCUUGACAAGCUGCGCAAGGAGCUCAUGGUGCGUGCCCAGCUGACGGAACAGCAGUCUGUGCGCAUAGCGCAGCAGCGAGAGGCUCUCAGCCGCCGCCAGGGGGAGGUGGCGGACAUGGACCGGCGCAUCGGGGAGUUGCAGCAGCGCCUGCUCAAGAAGCGCCUGCACAACCAGGCGCUGCAGGCCCCGCCCCCGAGGCCCCCCCCACCCAGGGCCCCCCCCGGGCCCCCCCCACUCCGCAGGGGCCCUAACGUGGCCGCUGUGGAGCCCCUGCAGAGGGGGCCGCCUCCCAGCAAGAAGGACCCCAAGUACCAGACCCUGCCCUACAACACCAAGUUCUGCCUCAAGCCCCGGCCAGAGUGCACCGUGUCUGGCGUCCAGGAGCAAGGGCCCGAAGAGAGCCCCGAACCGGACCCCAAGAAGCAGAAGAGCCCCGAAGCGGCCACAACUGUCUCCGCGGUCCCCGGCUCCAAGCCCCCCGAACCGCAGACGAAACCCCCGCCACCCGAGCCGAGCCCCGAAGAGCCGCCGGCCGCCCCUACGCCGCACGAGGCCCCCGCCACUCCUGCUGCACCACCCGCAGUAAACUGCCGGGCCACUGCACCGAGCCCUGUAGUGCCGUGCCCACGUGCUUCGGCCACCCAGAUCCCCGUACGACUGCGUCCAGCAGCCGUUGCGUCCAGCCAGCCCGUCUCUCCCGUCGUCACCGACUUCAGGGUGCCAGUCAAGGGAGCGUCGGCCGAGCAGUCGUGUGCCGCCGCACCCUCGUCGGUUGGAGAGCCACGAGCCAAGCCAAAGCCGAGCGUCCCCCCCAAGCCCCAGGUGCCCCCCAAGCCGGCAGCGAGCGCCAAGCCCCACCCCCAGGCGGAGACGUCCUCCGACGACCUCGAUGCGGGGACCCCCCAGACCCCCCUUGAACCCGUCCGGACUCCGCCCCCUGCCCAGAGGCACGUGCCCAAGCCUCCCCUGCAACGUCCCACCCAGCUCGCCCAACCCAGGUGCUCAGUGGCCCCUACGGACGAACAGAAGGACCUCGAGGUGAGCGAGGAGCAGCCGGCACGCACCGAAGGCGACGGUGGGACGCACGAGGAGCUGGCCGCCUCGGACACGGAGAGCGGCGAGGAGCAGCGUGCCCCCUGCCCUGCCUCAACGGAGGCACCAGGUGCCAGGAAGGGCAACCUCAAGACCCAGGGCUCGACCAAGAACCCGCACAGGGUCAGCUUCGACCCCCUGGCCCUGCUGCUGGACGCGGCCCUAGAGGGGGAGCUCGAGCUGGUCAAGAAGACCGCCCUCGAGGUUCCCAACCCCAGCGCGGCCAACGACGAGGGCAUCACGGCCCUUCACAACGCCAUCUGCGCGGGCCACUUCGACAUUGUCAAGUUCCUGGUCGAGUUCGGCUGCGACGUCAACGCGCAGGACAGCGACGGAUGGACGCCCCUGCACUGCGCUGCCUCCUGCAACAACCUGGCCAUGGUGAAGUUCCUGGUGGAGCACGGGGCUUGCAUCUUUGCUGCCACGCUCAGCGACCACGAGACAGCUGCCGAGAAGUGCGAGGAGGACGAGGAGGGCUUCGACAACUGUUCCGAGUACCUCUACAGCGUGCAGGAGAAGCUGGGCAUCCUGCACGGGGGCGUGGCGUACGGGGUGUUUGCCUACGAGGCCCACAACCCGGACGAGCUGAGCUUCCAGGAGGGGGACAUGGUGCUGGUGCUGCGCAAGGGCGACGACGCCGAGCGCCACUGGUGGUGGGCACGCCUGGGCGACCGAGAGGGCUACCUGCCACGCAACCUACUCGGGCUCUACCCCCGGGUGAAGCCCUGUCGCGAGGUCGACCCCGCCGACUGCUCCUAACAGGACUCGGGGGAGGCCUCCCAGUCUGCCGGGAGCAUACCCUGACGAGCACAGAUCGCCACGUCAUGCGCAGGACUUGCCUUACGCUAUGUCCGACCGACCGUCGAAUGCGGCGAACCACCCCACGCAACCCACCUUUGUAUCCGCAUUUGUACCUUGCCGUCCCGAGUGCAAGACCGAAGAGCCCACCGGCUUUCGGGGUCGCUGCCGAGAUGUCUAAGCGUUGCCCGAGCUCCGUGGUGAGAGACGCGAGUUGGGAGGGGUCCCUGCCGUGUCUUUUAGGGGGUCCUGCGACAGAUGUGCCAGGCUGCUGCCAGAUUUGUUGCAGAAACUGGUUAACGGACAAUGCUGAGAAGCUCGCGAAAUUAGUACUAUGUAGUAUUUCUGGAGCCAAAGGCAUAUGGCCUUCGGGCGACACCUCCGUCGAUCCACCCUCGACUUCUACGGAAAAGCCGAGGCAGUCUCACAGAGGGAAGAGCUGAAGUUGCGGACCUUGUUUUUUUUUGUCUUUUCGGGCCUUCUCUUUUUUGUGACUUUUUUUUUUUUUUUUGCACGAGACCAACGGUGACGCUUUUCACCGUGUGUUGUCUUCGGCAAGAUAAGAUAUUGCGGGCCUAAAUUUGGUGGUCUACCUUUUUCCUUUUAAAUUGUGCACAUCGUAAGUGCUGCGUGUCAUUACAGAAAGCAAAAGGUAACAUGCGAUUGCAAGAUUACCCGUCUUUAUUUUUCAAUUUUGAACCACUCCAGCAUAAUUUUAUUUGUUGUUUCAUACCCUGCAACUUUUAUGCUGACCAAAGUUUUAAUGGAGAUGUAAGCAGGAUAUCUGCCAGAAGUGCGCGAUUCAAAGAAAACGAGGUAAAAAAAAAGUGCUAAGACAUGUUUUUUUGUUGUUCUUGCAUUUUUGCUGUAUUUCCUUUAUUUGGAGUGACGUGCCAGAAAACUGCAUUUUUUACGAAGAAUUUUGAUGUUGGCCUCCCCUUCCCGUCUUGUAUCUCUCCCUCCCUCUUGCUUAGUAGCUGCAAAGCGAAGACGUGCAGAGAGAGAUAUUGUUCAUUGCUCUUGCUCCAGUGUCGAGCUGUUUCCACCUAAUCGUUGCACUAUUAGUCUGGACGAGAUGCCAUUGUUUCAGAACUCGCCAAGCGAUUUUUGAAAGCUAUAAACUUUAGCAUCCUGUCCUGACUUCUAGUGCUACAUUUACAAUGGAGACACGAGUAUUUGGUUUUGUGUAGUUUAUUUUUAUGACGAGAAAAACAUAGCUCUCUUCCAAACAGCUCUUACAUGAGCUCACAGAGGGGGUUUGUACGACUCUAUAUUAAAAGGCCUGCACCACCUGUCGGCCUUGCACACCUUGGAACUCUGCAGCUGUACUGAUAUCUUCUGCUCGGAACUUUUCAAAUCUUUAGGUCGCCAUUAAUUCACAGCUUUAGGGUUAUACUGAAGCCUGCCUGUUUCAGUUAACCUCCUUGAGCUGGUGCAGACUUCCUCAGGUGAUUCAAACAAUAGAUAUUUAUGUUAAUUUUUGCUGGAGUGGCAAGGUAGAGCGAGAGGUGGUCCCAGACAUUAGUUCUAGGGGAGGCAAAUUCCAGAUAUUGGUUCGGUGGAGGGGGGCAAUAAUCUAGGCGGCAGGAGCGACCAUAAAAGUCACGGCAGACAGCGCCCGGGAGAUUAUCUCAGAUAUCUCAGAGCCGUCGCCGCCAUGUCGCGUGGUGCCGCCUAGACCAAGAAUAUCUCAAAGUGAUUGCUAACAUUCUCUUUUAAAGAGAGCUAGAUGACAGAACUUGAAAUGAUUUGUGAGGUGUGGCUGGCGUACAGUGCAAUCCACUUACAACGAUAACGCAAAAACCCAAACAUUCAAUCGUUAUAACCGAUUAUUGUUAUAUCUGGGCUAGGAACUGAUCGUUUCUUGUGAAACUAAAAACUGAUCGUUAUAAGUGGUACAUUGCUAUAUGUGGUAUCGUUAUAAGGGGAGUGCGCUGUACAUCGAAGUCAACUGACCACUUCCAGUGAACAAAGGUGCUCCUACAUUCUUCAAAUAAAUGUAAAAGAAAAAGCAUGAGUGAAGAGGCUUUGGAGGGGGCGAACGCCCCCCUCGCUCCCCCCUUAGUACUGCCCCUGGUUGGAGCCAUGAAUCACUAUCAGAUAGCCUGAAUGAAGGUUCUGUUGUCUACUGUGUUGGGGGAAUUGCGCUAGAAAUUCAAAAACAGAGCAAAUGAUAUUGCUUUAAUGAAGCUUAAAAGGGUCAUAAAACGAUAUCGGGUUGGAAUGUUUAUGACCUUACAGAGGGGUACUUGUCCUAGUCUGGCACAAGUAUACUCGCACGGACCACCACUGAUUCAGAAGCUUCUCGGUCGCAGUGAAAUUGCGAGGAUAAAGGGGCACUAUUUCUUUCAGGCUUGCCUUCGCAAAGCUUGAUGGCAUAAUUGUAAGAUAGAAACCACCCGCCUGACGACAGUCGCGGCUGGGGGAUUGGACACGAGAACUGCGUGAGCACUGAAGUUCGGCUCGGAACAAUCAAUGCCUUGGCGGACAGUCGGGUAGUGGCUCGUGUCCAACCACUGGAGUGAUGAGAAUAACCGAACUCUAACAAUGCCGGGAACUCGGCAUACGUUUUCUACUUUGCCGAACCAGCGAGUGGGUAUAAUUAACAUUGGCAGCAUAGGAUAGGCACCAGGCAACGUGUCCGUUUGUUCUGGCUCCGAGUUAAGGGGAUGGUUGCCACUCGUAUUUCUCGAAUUUCUUUGCCGACUGCCACUGCUUAAAAAGAAAAUCUAAGGCAAGUUUAUUCAGUUCUUAACGUUAGGGAGUGAUUCUGAGUUGUAUUUAGCGCAAGUAGAAAGAUUGUUUCAUGGCCCCUCUAAUAUAAUCACAACCAAAAUAUGAUGCUAGACUUCCUUCUAGAACCGGUGUUAGAAAUGCUCUCAUCAGCUCCUUGAGUACCACUAAAGUGGCAGCUACCACUAGAGCAACACUGGGCAACGCUUCAGCAUUUUUGUGCAGACCCUUUGCGAUACCACUCCUAGAGCCGGUUAGCAAUUUUGUCUUCGCUUAGUGCUUUCAGUUUUGCCAUAAGCACCUCAAAACCAAAGUGUAGGGCCAGACAACUUCUAAAUUUUACUGAGCGCAGGAAAAAAAAGAAAUAAUGACACCACGAAAUUCAGGAAUGCUGACCUCACUAAAAACGGUCGUACCCAUCUCCAGAACCCACGAUGUUCAGCGGAGUCGCCUUUUAAAGUGCAGACGAAAAAUACCUCCGUAAUCUAGUAUUCUUUAUUAAAACUCAACUUGUCCUUUAAAGGUAGGCUUAUGGGUUUUUUCGAUAUGCAAGUAUUUCUAGAAUUGCCUCAUUUUUAAUGUUUGCCAUUGCUAUGCUCUGUAAAAGUCACUUCCUCUAGAUGAGCUUUGUAAGAGAAUGUUCAGUCAUUAUGUUGUGCCUGAGUGGCUCUAAUUUUGUUUCACCAAUCAUCCAAAGAGCUUUGCAAUGUCCUAGCGACAGAAGACUACAUAAUUGCCCAGCCAGGAGGGUAAUUUUCGGAGAAGCCCCCAGCAUGCACUAAAGUAAAAACAAAACAGCAUAUUCGUAAUAUCAUGUUUCUUGGGUAUGACUUUCUUGUACAGCAGUAUUUCUGUGCCAGUUAAAUUUUUUAUGGGAUGCACUUUUUUUUCUAUUCUGUAUUAUGACUCCUGGCCUUCACUGGUAGCAUAUCUGGUGUCUUGUAUAAUACUGCCACUACACUACGAUCCUUUACUGCAGUAGUAUUUGGUGCAUGCACUAACGAGCUGUUCGUUGGUGUGUUCACAUGAAGCUGGUGUUAUUUGGCUCUCUGAAUAUAGUUUUGUCAAGUUUGCAUGGUAUAACCAGAGCUUGUUAGCGAUGAAUGGUAACACCCAGGCCCCAGGCAUCUGUGGUUAUUACUCUGAGGAAUUGUGUGAAAGUGUUUGGUGCCUUUCAUUGUCUCGUUCGUUCACUCAUCGUCAUUGCCUAUCUGCAUGCUGAAGACAUUGUGCGUGCUUGUCCACUUUGUCGUGGAACAAUGGGCACAGGCUGUCAUACUGAAGCUGCCUUUAUCAAGUUGCAUCCUGUUGUCAUAAUAUGCACUUUCUGGUUAUUGUUAAAAUGGAAAAGCUUCUCUGGAGGGCACUCGGUAAAUUAUCUUCCCCAAUAUCGAAGACGAGACUCGGGAGAAAAUACUUUUGUGUUCAUGUUAUGUUCCUUCUGAAUGGGAGGGUUUAACUUAACCUGCACAUUCUCCCAUGAUUUCAAACGGCUAAGUCUUUGGGAACAACAAACUUCCUGUCCAACAUCGUAAUUUUUACUUUAUCCCUCGAAAACCCAGUUCCUUGUCGGAAUUUAAGGAAAAUAAAUGACUGCAAGAGGGUUUUUAUGCAAGAUGCUUUAGUUCAGCUAAUUGGUUUGUUGCUUUUGUUAAGUGGUUCUCAACCACUGACGUGGGACCGCUUCUGGAUCGGUCGAAGUGAUGGGGGACCCCAUCUGCAGGUGGGGCGGGGGUAAUUGUAAGGACAAAAUGAAAUUCAAAUAAAUUUAGAAUAACUAAAGCAUAGAAUUGUACUAAUUCUUGAUAUACCUGUCUUCCAUAUUAGACUACAUAACUUACCGAGUGUCCCUUUCACUUGCAGUGCCUGUCAUUUGUAGCCCAGUAUAUCACCCAAAGCUCAAAUUUCCCCGAGCUCACUGUUAUGCUCUGCUGUGCAAGUGUGGAUCUGACAUCCUGGUGACCAAAUACACUAUAUAUAUCCACUUCAGCAUGGACCAAAUCAUUUACCAAGGAAAUGGUUUGUUGUGCUUCUAGACAGGAAGUGACCAGUGAGAGCUUAUUGUGGACGGUACUACCGAAAUACUACAAUGCACAAUAAACUGUACAACUCAACGAAAACAAAAAUCAUGAACAUAGCGAGAGUUUGGCUUUCUUUAUUUUUAUUUUCUGAAGUGUGAAUGUACUUGGAGUGCUCAUGAUUGAGUGAAUUUGGGAAGUUAUGAAUCCAGAAUGUGUGUGAGUGAAGUUUUACCAUAAUGGGGCUGUGAUCGGUCGCGAAUGACUCUUUGUUGGCAAGGUGCACCCGCUGGGUGCCUUUGGGGACUUGGACCAAUAAAAUGGCUCUGUGUGGCCUCUUUUUUU
Ixodes scapularis (black-legged tick) is the source of this 7679-nucleotide messenger RNA. RefSeq names its product apoptosis-stimulating of p53 protein 1. Lineage: Eukaryota; Metazoa; Arthropoda; Arachnida; Ixodida; Ixodidae. Gene Ontology annotation, cellular component: nucleus. The record is from RefSeq and is a predicted model, not a curated record. Gene Ontology annotation, molecular function: p53 binding. Gene Ontology annotation, biological process: regulation of apoptotic process.